Molecule: messenger RNA, 1088 nt
Organism: Lontra canadensis (Northern American river otter)
Lineage: Eukaryota; Metazoa; Chordata; Mammalia; Carnivora; Mustelidae
Gene: FCER1A
Product: Fc fragment of IgE receptor Ia
Exons: 5
Biological process (GO): cell surface receptor signaling pathway
Molecular function (GO): transmembrane signaling receptor activity
Source: RefSeq, a predicted model, not a curated record
AUGAGUUAACCAGAUAUGAUACAGAAAACAUUUCCUUCUCCUUUUUGGCUUCAAGUCUAUUUUAAGGCUUCAAGUCUCCAGUCCAAUUUGCACUUGGGGGCCGCGGAGGAGAUGCCUGUUCCCAUGGGAGGCCCUGCCCUGCUGUGGAUGGCGUUGCUUCUCUUCUCUCCACAUGGUGUGUCAGCAGAUAUCUCAAAACCUAUGGUGUCCUUGAAACCGCCAUGGAAUAGAAUAUUGAAAUAUGACAAUGUGACUCUUAUAUGCUAUGAGAACAACUCCCUUGAAGUUAACUCUGCUAUGUGGACCCACAACGACAGUCUUCUGGAAAAUAAAACUUCACGCUUCACCAUUGUGAAAGCCCACCCUCAGGACAGUGGGGAAUACAGGUGUCAGGACAAAGAAUCCAACAUGAGCGAUCCUGUGUACCUAGAAGUUUUCUCAGAGUGGCUGCUCCUUCAAGCCGCUCCCGAGGAGGUGACGGAGGGUGAGUCCUUCCACAUCAGGUGCCAUAGCUGGAAGAAUUUGAAAGUCACCAAGGUGACCUACUACAGGAAUGGCAAAGCCCUCAAGUACGGGUAUGAAAACUUCGAAAUGUCCAUCCCCAACACCACAAUAAUGGAUAACGGCAGUUAUUACUGCACCGGCUGGAUUCAGAGGCAAAAUCAUACUUCCGACACCAUCAACAUCAUUGUGAAAAAAAAUUACCUCAACCAGAGUGUUCACCAAAGAAAAACCUCCUGGCUACAAUUUCUGAUCCCAUUGUUGGUGGUGAUUCUGUUUGCUGUGGACACAGGACUGUUUAUCUUGACCCAGCAGCAGCUGACACUGAUCUUGAAGACUCAGAGGACCAGAAAGAGCAAAAAGCCAAACCCUGAAAAGAAAUGAUGUCCCUGCUUAAGAACCAUUAGCAACAGCAACUUCUUUCCAGCAUCAGCAAUCGCUUCUCCAUCAUCAAACACAGCUCCCAAUGCACACAGGAAGGUCUGCACUCAAGGCUUUACAGAGCUGCUUCAUUAAACCAACUCAAACUGAUUAAGUGACAUGUAAUUGUAACUGCUCAAUAAAUGUCAGUUAAAUAAGUUAAAAAA